CUUCGUAAAACCCGCUACGUGAUUCUCGUACCCUUCGUCCAAAAACAAAGGCACCUUUCCUCGCAAACAAAAUGGCGACUCCACGGCGCCUGCAAGAAUGGUUCCCCUGGACGGCGUCGCCCAUCGUCUGCAACGGGCCCAUGUUCGGCGCGGCCAGCCCGGCGCUGGCGACCGAGGUGACGAAAGCAGGCGGCAUAGGUUUCCUCGCGUCCGUGUUUGACCUGAGCCCGAACUCGCCGCAGCUGGACAAGCUGGAUGCGGAGCUGCGCGAGGCCCGGACCCUGCUCGGCGACGACAACGACGAUGGCGGCGACCUGCUGGGCGUCGGCGUGAGCGUCAUCACCGGGCACGGCUCCGUGUCGCACUUUGCGUCGACCACGCUGCCCAUCCUCGCCAGGCACCGGCCCGCGGCGGUGUGGCUGUUCGCGCCCGCCGAGCACGUGAAGCCGCACGGCGCCAUCAUCGCGGCGGUCCGGCGGGAGCUCGGCGACCCGGGGCACGGCGGCCCGCGCGUCUUCGUGCAGGUGGGCAACGUGGCGGCGGCGCGGGAGGCGGUGCGAGAUGGGGCCGACGUGCUGGUGUGCCAGGGCGUGGACGCGGGCGGGCACCAGUUCACGCGGGGCGCGGGCGUCGUGAGCCUCGUGCCCGAGGUGCGGCGGAUGCUGGCUGAGGAAGAGGAGGAGGAGGCUGGUGGGCUCCCGGGCCGUGGCGGCGUGGCCAUUCUGGCGGCCGGGGGCAUCGCCGACGAGACGGGCGUGGCGGCCGCGAUGGCGCUCGGGGCAGAGGGUGUCGUGAUGGGCACAAGGUUCACCGUCGCCAAAGAGUCCAUCUACCCAGACUUUCGCAAGAAGAUUGUCCUCGAGACGUCCGACGGCGGAGCGACGACCCUCAAGUCGACGUUCAACGACCGCAUCAACGACAGCCCGCUUUGGCGCCCGCCGUACGACGGCCGCGCUAUCGUGACGGCCAUCCACGAGAGGUUCCUGGCGGGCGCCUCGCUCGAGGACUGCCAGAGGAGCCUCAAGGAGGACUACGCGGCCGAGGACUCGGCGAAGCUCAUCGGCACGUGGGCCGGGACUGGCGUUGGGCUGGUCAGGACGGCGCAAGCGGCCGGUGAUAUCGUCAGGGAGGUGCGCGAAGGGGCCAAGGAGCAGAUCCGCCGCCUGGCUGCUUCCCUGUAGGCAGGCACUCGACACAUGGUUUUUCCUUGUCAGAUACGAGUUGCAGCAUGAUGAGUCGUGCAUUCUCUGUCCCCAAUGCAUUCCUUUAUUCAAGAGCACGGCCUUUACGGACGGCAUGUAUAUGGCAGUGGUGUAUGUUACAGUGAUAUCGUGAACCAUAUCCCUCC
Purpureocillium takamizusanense is the source of this 1348-nucleotide messenger RNA. Its product is annotated as Nitronate monooxygenase. The transcript is spliced from 6 exons. Lineage: Eukaryota; Fungi; Ascomycota; Sordariomycetes; Hypocreales; Ophiocordycipitaceae. The coding region runs from base 72 to 1181 and encodes 369 amino acids. The record is from RefSeq and is a predicted model, not a curated record. Gene Ontology annotation, molecular function: nitronate monooxygenase activity.